Messenger RNA from Cherax quadricarinatus, 6832 nucleotides. Lineage: Eukaryota; Metazoa; Arthropoda; Malacostraca; Decapoda; Parastacidae. The record is from RefSeq and is a predicted model, not a curated record.
UGUAAGAGAGGUAGUAUGUGACUUCCCUCUCCAGACUCUUCCGACACUGAAUACAUAUCCACGAAGGAAAAUAUAACAUAUUAAUCUGAGCUUGAGAUGACGGUGUUUGCGUGCAACAAUACUUCACGAAUGAAAGACUAGUGUAAUUGUUAGUAUGGUUAUCGUGCCUCAGCUCAAGAAUGAUGGUGUUUUGACUGAUUGUAGCAGCGUUCGAGUAACAGGAGCGUGAGAUAAGGGGUGACCCCUGUGACGUCAGGUCAAGAGAAGGAGCCAGGAAGUGCCAGAGCUCCAAGAGGCACUGAGCAAUCUUAACAGUGCUAGAAAUCGCUGGUUGAAUGGUAAAGAUGAGGCUGUGGUGCCUGUGGACUUGUGGAGAACUUCAAUAUGAAGCCAACGACUUCAAAAUUAGGCCGGUGACUUGAAAAUUAAGCCGGUGACUUCAGAAUUAAGCCGGUGCCUUCAAAAUUAAGCCGGUGACUUCACCAUUAAGCCGGUGACUUCAAAAUUAAGCCGGUGACUUCAACAUUAAGCCGGUGACUUCAACAUUAAGCCGGUGACUUCAAAAUUAAGUCUGUGACUUCAAAAUUAAGCCGGUGACUUCAAAAUUUAACCGAUGACGUCAAAUUUAAGCCAGUGCCUUUAAAAUGAGAUAGUAACUUCAAAAUAAAGCCGGUGACUUCAAAAUAAAGCCGGUGACUUCAAAAUAAAGCCGGUGACUUCAAAAUAAAGCCGGUGACUUCAAAAUAAAGCCGGUGACUUCAAAAUAAAGCCGGUGACUUCAAAAUAAAGCCAGUGACUUCAAAAUAAAGCCAGUGACUUCAAAAUAAAGCCGGUGACUCAGUGUAUCAAGGCAAAUAAAAACCUUCACUAAAAUUAAUUUAAAAAAAUACCUUCAUAUUAAAAAGACUAAAAAACAUAAAAAAACAUAAAACAGAAACGUUUGCUUUCAAGGCGAAGUUUUAACAGCUGUUUAAAUUAAUUGACAUGCAGCUCAAACAUUGUGUGUUUGGUGUUUUACUGUGCUAGUGUUGCCGUGAAUUAUGUAUGAAUUACGUUUGUGUAAACGACUUAAGUCUUGUGGGUGGAGGCUCGAUCCUCAGGCCAUUUUGCGCCAGCCACGAUAACUAGCUGUACUUACCUGGAGACACACACGCGCGCCUCCUCUCAACAGGUCCAGGACCGAACAUUAAAAUGGUAUAAAAUACCGACAGGUUGUUAGGUAAGACACAUAUGCAACAGUUAGGUAUCUUAAUUUCGAAACGUUUCGCCUACACAGUAGGCUUCUUCAGUCGAGUACAGAAAAGUUGAUAGAAGCAGAAGAUACUUGAAGACGAUGUAAUCAGUCCAUCACCCUUAAAGUUUUGAGGUGGUCAGUCCCUCAGUCUGGAGAAGAGCAUUGUCGGUCCACCCAAGAAGCCGCUACAUAGACUCCACCGUAAUAACAAACGUGUUUGGGUCCGUAAGACUCGGACGCAAAAAAACGAGCAGUAAAAGCCGAGAGAAAGGUCACUGUGAAAUACACGGGGUUUAAAAGACCCGGGAAUAACGAACGUCUGCCACGUACGAAAGCAACGGAGGAGGAAGUGCGUGGUUCUGACUCUCACCGACGCUGGGCGCUUGAAAAGCUAAGUGUCUGACGAAUGGGCGAUUUCCUAGCCCUUAAAACGUGGCGUGAAGAAUCGUCUAUACACAUUACUCUGAUUAUGCAAACUAAAUGCAGAUGAGAGUCAACGGUGGACAGCUGUUGCAGAUACCAUCUGCAACACACACAUGCACACACAUAUACAACAUUCACUCAAACGCACAUGUCUACAUAGUGUUAGACUGAAUAUAUAACUGAACUACGCAGAUGGUUGGUGUUGACGGGGCUCCCUCCGGCCUACAUCUAUAUUUAAUAUUAGGCUGAGGUGCCCGAAAAGACUUGGGUACUUCAAGAGACUAAUAUUAGACAUGCCCAAAAUACUGGCAUUAAAGUGGAGUAGAUUCGUAAGUUUAGCACUAAAGUGAGAACCUUAAAAGGUCGGUAUCUUCAGAGUGGAGGGCGCCCGCAUUCCCGUACACAGCCUCUUCCCGAUGGUGAAAGCGUGAGGCGGCCGCCCUCUGGCGGUAGUGUGGGCGUGAGGCGGCCGCCCAUUGGUGGUGGUGUGGGCGUGAAGUGGCCACACGCCCACAAGAAUGGAUCAUCUGCCACUUACCUUGAUGCUGAAGCUGCCGCUGCUUCUGCUGUUUCUCUGCUGCGUGGCUCUCAACCUCGUCUGCUGCCUUAACAUUGGUCAGUGUGACGUGGCUCUGGGUAUGCAGUCUGGCGUUAUCCCUGACGAACACGUCUCCGCCUCCUCCUACUUCGACGCCGCCGUCAACGCCAUCUAUGGGAGAGCUCACGUGGAGGUGGCUGGAGGUGCUUGGUGCCCCCGUCAGAUCAUCUACAAGGAGGGCGUGGAGUACCUGGAGGUGUAUCUGGGGGAGGAACACGUCGUCACUAAGGUGGAGGUGCAGGGCAGGUUCGGUAAUGGCCAGGGCAAGGAAUAUGCUGAGAGUACGGGUUUACAGUACUGGAGACCUGGACAAGACCACUGGAUCACCUACGUCGAUGGUCAAGGGACCGAGUUGCUGGAGGGGAACACCAACACAUACCUGGCAAAGACCUCUCAGUUGAGUCCACCCAUCAUAGCGGCCAGGGUGAGGUUCGUGCCUUACAGCGACCACCCUCGUACAGUGUGUAUGAGAGUGGAGAUCUACGGUUGUCGCUACACUGGAGGUCUGGUGUCGUACACGAUGCCUGAGGGUGACCCCCGGGCGGAGACUACAACCUCCGUGACCUACCUACGAUGGGUCUCGCAAGGGGGCUGGCUCUCUGGCGGUCUUAAAGGGCAACUGAGUGAUGGUGAGACUGGUCACACCAACUUCCGUGUUGAUGCUCUGGGACGAGGCAGAGGAUACGAGUGGGUGGGCUGGAAGAACGACUCCCGCCACACACAGAUGGUGGAGAUUACCUUUGAGUUCGACUCCAUCAGGAACUUCUCUGCCGUCCACAUCUACGCUAACAACUUCUUCACCAAGGACACCCAGGUGUUCUCGCGGGCGCGCGUGCUGUUCAGUGUGGGUGGAGAACAUUACCACGUGCAGCCAGCGGUGGAGUUCGAGUACGUGGUGGACCGCAUCUUCGAGCACGCGCGCAAUGUUACCAUCAGACUACACAACGCAGCCGCCAAGUUUGUGAAGCUGCAGCUGUACUUCUCCCUCAAGUGGAUCCUCAUCUCCGAAGUGGCUUUUGAUUCGGUGCCCUGUCGUUGUAAUAUGACGGAGGAAGAAGAGCCAAAGAUGGCAGAGACCCUCAGGGAGGUGGGACAGACUUUUGAAUCUCGUUCCCACCUGUCUCCAGCCACCCCUGAUGACUCCCCGUCGGGGCUGCUCAUUGGUGGACUGGUGACGCUGGGGGUGGUGUUCGGGGUGGUGCCUCUAGUGCUCUGUUUCCUCUAUUACCGAACCAGGCUUCCCCUCGCAAGUGACAAGCAGGAACCCCCGAACAACGCUGCCGAGAACCGCAAGGUGUCUAUGAAGAUGAAGGACCUGCACAUUAAUUUGAGCCUGGCGUCGGUGUCCAACGGGUACUCCAGAGCCAAUGGGAAGCUCUACGGCCACGUUGCUAUGGACGAAGAAGCUGGGUCAUCCUUGUACCAGGAGCCCUAUAAAGCUCAGCUCACCUGUAGCCAAUACAGCCUCGCGAAAUCUGGUGCGUUAUCCGACACGAUCAUCAAGAACCCAUUCCCUCCUGAGACUGAUGAUUCUGUGGACUAUGCAGUGCCUGACCUCAACAUGACCCCUCCGCCCCCAUUUUCAGAGGCCUACUUACCUUCUCUGCCUGCACCAUUCAGCCAGCCUGUGAAUUCACCAGCCACAAUACCCUCACUCAAGGAUCCACCUUCUUGCCCACCCCUACCACCCAUCCCCCCGCCUCCUGAGGAGCAUUACUUUACAGCGUCACAAUUAUGUCAAGCCUCCAGCAUUCAGGGAGUGACAGGCACCGUUAUUUACAGCGAAACGCAUGUCUCUGAUGCCAACUACGAGCGACCAGUGCCAGAGCUGGCCCGCCAUCGCCUUCACCCGAAGGAAGUUCUUGGAGGAGGAGCCUUUGGUGUUGUCCAACUGUGUAGAGUCGACGAUGUUGGCCGCAAUGGCUCACGAAUAGUACUGAUGAAACAGCUCCAUUCCGGAACAAAAGAAGUUUUAAAAAAGGAAUUUAGUCAAGAAGCGAGAACGCUGAGUCACAUUGAUGACCCCAAUGUUGCACGUCUGGUGGGCAUGGUAACCAGGACGGAGCCUUUGUGUAUGUUGAUGGAAUACCUCAUCCAUGGAGACCUCUACCAGUUCCUCAGAAGACACUCGUCUGAGGACACAAUUCUCGGUGGAUCGGGAUCGAAUCGACCUCUUAUAAGUUAUGGAAGCCUUAUUUACAUAGCUAUUCAGGUGGCUUCUGGAAUGAGGCACUUAGAAGCCAUCAAGUUAGUUCACCGUGACUUGGCAACUCGCAACUGCCUAGUUGGAAGCGGUCUCAGUAUUAAGAUCUCAGACUUUGCCAUGAGCCGACCUAUGUUUUCCAGCGAUUACUAUCGGCUGAGCGAAAGCCAGGCUCUCUUGCCCAUAAGGUGGAUGGCUUGGGAAUCUGUCUUACAGGCCCGGUUCUCCACCAAGAGUGACGUGUGGGCGUUCGGAGUGACGCUGUGGGAGAUCCUGACGAUGGCACGCCAGCAUCCCUACGAUGAGCUGAGUGAUGAUGGAGUGCUGGAGAACGUGUCUCACUGCUACCAUGGUGACGGAUCCGGCAUGAUGGUGCUGCCUCAGCCUCCUCUUUGUCCCCGGGAGAUGUACGACAUGAUGACUGCUUGUUGGAGACCCAACGACCGCCAGCGUCCCCCCUUCUGGGAGAUCCACUUGUUCCUGCAGCGUAAAAACCUGGGUUACACUCUCGACUAUAUUGAGUGAGGUGUUCCUCCUUAUUUAGAGUGCUCGUGCAGUGUAGAAAACUUUGACUUUGGCAACGGCCUUGGGUUAUUCAGUGAAAGGAUGUUUGUUCCUUAUCUUAGGAUAUCAAGUGCCAAACUACAUCAUCGACUGCUUUGUGCUAUUUAAUAAAGAAGCUGAGAAAUCCUAGUGUUUUAGUAGGAGAAAAAUCUUUUAAGUUACACUAUAGAGUGUUUACUCUUAAGAUGAGAAGUGAUUUGGCAUGUAAGUAGAAGCGUAAACUGACAGUACUUACACUCAGGAGACUUUAAUUAGUUAAGACUAAAUUAAAUCACAUACUGAUGGCAGGUCCCGGCCUGGGGAAGACCAAAGCGUCGGGUUGUUGUUGUGAUACUCGUCUGGACAAAGUCCUGACACGGGCCCUAAUCUUUCGAUGGCUGUUUUUAUACACAUGACGCCAGGUUCACCACCCAGAGGCAUUUAUAUUGUGAUUCUGUUGACUCAUAUUUUGAUACAGAAAUGUUUUACCGUGAGAUGGAGCUGUGAAUCGCCUGUGAUACCCUAAUAAAGAGUACUACAGCCAAAUGUAAAAAGAAUAGAAUGAAGUUACUCCGUAAAAAUGCUACGUAAUAAUCCUGGUUUAGGAAAUUUCGAACCUUGAUCUAGAUAUAGGAACAUUAGAAAGGCGAAAAUCUACAGCAGCCUACUGGCCCAUACUAGGCAGGACCUUCUCAAAUCCAAACCCACUAACAAAAAUAUUUGCCUAUGUGGUUUCACAUAAGCCAGGGCGUAUGUAACCUACCCGAGAGAGGACAAUCAGUUACAUUAAGCAGAACCCGAAGGAAAAUAUGAACCUAGGUGGUGCAUCAUGAUCACUGCAUUCCUCCCACUGAUACUGUUACAAAGCUCGAGUAUCAGGUGCCAAGCCGUGAAGCAAAUGCAGGUGCCAUCCAGGGGACGAAAGUUGUAAUACUUGUAUCCAGCUUUCUGUCAGCUUUAUAUUUGUAAAUAUCUGUGCUCCUAAGCUAUUUGCUAUUUUUUUUCAUGUGAGGUAUGGACAACAACGCGUGUAGCGACGUCUUACUAGCAUUGUUGCGUGAUUAACAAGGCUGUAAUAGACGUAAGGGAGAAAAAUCGACGGUACUUUAAGACGUUAGUUCUGAUACCUUAUAUACAAUGAUCCUUCAUAUACCUUAUACCUUAUAAACAAUGAUCACCGUUGAUCAUAUAUAUCUUGGUGCAAAACAAGCACAGGGAGAGUUGAAUGGUAGCUCUAGGCCUUUCGUGAUGCAAUCAACACAUCAGGAGCUUGCAAUGUUGCAGAAAUGAGUUAGAGAGCUCAGCAGAUUCGCUCAGAGGGUCGCUCUUGCAAGAGCAUCCUGAACGAAUCUGCCGAAAUCUUACUCACUGCUGCAACAUUGCAAGCUUCUGAUGUGUUGAUUGCAACACGAAAGGCCUAGAGCUAUCAUUCAACUCCCCCUGUGGUUGUUCUGCAUCUUGCAUCGUUUGAUUGCGAUUCUUGCAUAUAUCUUGGUAUCUUUAUCUGAUUAUCUUAAAUCAAGUUCAACAGCAAUAAUUACUCACUUAAAGGUUAAUUUGGUAUCAUGUACCACUCAUCUCAAGGGAUACGGAUGGGCUUUUGAUCCAAAGAGUUACAGGUGCCCUUCCCUUGGACCAAACCUGAUUACCUCCCACAACCCUGGCUCUGUGUGGCCCCUGCUGGCUUUGCGCUUCCCGUAAUCAACAGCGCUUGCUUGCAAGUAGUCGUGUGUAAAUAAAAGGCAUUUGUUUUUGCUUUUGUUUUUCUAUGUUUUUUGUACUGACGAGAAUGGUGAUAAAUAAACAAUAGCAAGAACGUGUGUUUUUCUUU